Molecule: messenger RNA, 3133 nt
Organism: Scleropages formosus (Asian bonytongue)
Lineage: Eukaryota; Metazoa; Chordata; Actinopteri; Osteoglossiformes; Osteoglossidae
Gene: zfyve27
Product: zinc finger, FYVE domain containing 27
Exons: 14
Coding region: 158-1432 (424 amino acids)
Biological process (GO): vesicle-mediated transport; neuron projection development; endoplasmic reticulum tubular network formation
Cellular component (GO): growth cone membrane; endoplasmic reticulum tubular network
Molecular function (GO): metal ion binding
Source: RefSeq, a predicted model, not a curated record
CUUCCUGCUUCCUGUUUCUCUGUGUCAGGGGGGCUGCAGUACAGCAGAAACAUGGAUAAAUUAAAAUAGUACAUAUGAAAACAUGAAAACCAAAGUAUUAACCUAAAUAAUUUUAUGAAGAGAAAAGCGCGACGCUGAACGAUACUAAGCAGGCACAAUGCAGACUGCAGCAGCUGUGGCCCAGGAAGGAGCUGUGAAGGCCGGGGAGCUCUGUGAGUCCAUUCAGCUGCCUCCCAAAGACACCAGCACAUCAGAAAUGUCUGAGCUCAGCAGUCCCAAGGCCCUGACCUUUGACCUCUUGAACAUGGUGAUCUCCUUUAAGCGCAUGGUGAUCUUUCUGGAGCCAGUGAACGAUAUGCUAGAGCUGGUGAAGUUCCUCUUGGGAUGGAAGAUGCCAGUCUGCUCUCUGUUCUGCUGUAUCGUUCUGAAUGUCCUGUUCCUGACCCUGAGUGAAGUGGCCUGGUUCUGCUUUUUGCUGCUGGUCAUAUCCAUGCCAGCAGUGUUGGGCUACCUUCAGGACCGCUCCCAGGUGGUGACUGGCGAGUCAGCUCUACAGAGGAAGCAACACCACACCGUACAGCGGCGCGACCUGCAGGCCGUCCACCUGACUAGGCAGGAGGCCAUCGUGGAGGUGAAGGGCCUGUUGAAACAGCUGGAUGACAUCUUGUCCCAGGCCUGUCUCUCGGCAGAGGCUGUCUACAAAGUGCUCUACUGGGAGAAUCACAUGUCCUCGUCCUUGUUCUAUGGCAGUUUGCUGACUGUGCUUUGCCUCUUGUACACCGCGCCUAUGGGCUGGGUUCUAACCACACUCAACAGUGCCCUCUUCCUGUGGAACAAAGAGUUCUGCCGAGUCCUUCUGGAGAAGAGAGACCUGCUGUACCAGGGGCGCCCAAUGCCUGCCGAGCAGGAGGCAGACACCUCAGUCCCAGAGCAGGUGGGCUUUGUGGACCAAACCCCCACGCCCAAUAGUGCUGAGGACUUUUCUCCAGGCAGCGUCGAGGAGGCAGAGGAGGCAGAGCCCGAUGAUGAGUUCAAAGAUGCAAUAGAGGAGUCCCAACUCAUGUUGCAGGAGACCCCGCUACCCUUGGUGGAAGAGGACGAUGUGCCGUCGGGGGUCCCAGAGUACGACAGCAUCUCAGACAACGGCCUCCUGAGCAGGAAUGAGCCCAUCCGAAGCAAGGUGUCCAAGCUGACGGAAAGGCUACGCAAGCGUUACCCAGCCAACAACAUAGGCAACUGCUCCAAUUGCAGUGCUGUCUUCUCUGUGCUGAAGAAGAGGAGGAACUGCAGCAGCUGUGGAAACAGCUUCUGCUCUCGCUGCUGCUCCCACAAGGUCCUCAAGUCGAGCAUGGGUGCCACAGCUCCCGAGGCCCAGAGGGAAACAGUGUUCGUGUGUGCCACAUGCAACAUGUUCCUCAGCAAGAAGGACUGAGAGAUGGCUCUGCCCACCCUGUCUGCCCCAUCGCCCACCUUUUCUGCCACCUGCCUCUUUCCUGGGGAGAACUGAACGUGAUUGAAUACUUAUUCUCCUGGAUGUCCCAGGCUACCAGUGGCCUCUCUCUCCCCAGGCCCCACUUUAUUUGGAGACUUCAGCAAAGGCCUCUUUCACUGGAGAGCAGUUGCAGGAUGGACCCUGUGUCAUAGACUUCCACUUGCAGUUUCCACAGAGGAGCAGAUUGCAUUUGUACCCGCAGGAGGCAGGCCGGUCCAUCAUUACCGACUAUGAAACUGUCCAAAGGGCUGCUGACGGCCACUGGAUCCACCGUACAGGCCUUGCCUCGGUCAUGCCCGUGGUACAGGAUGUAGGAGGCUUCCGACUCAGUCUUUUCUUACACCCCAGUUAUCAUUAUCCACUUACAGAGCUGAGGGUUAAAUUAGUGUUCCUUCAGGAUUCCAAUGAAUGUGUUAAAUGGGGCCGUUUGGAGUUUGUUGGAAGACACAUUUUCAGUCACACCAUAAAUUUGCCAUCGUACGCUAUUGUGUUCUUGUGUAAGGCCAUUGCCCUUGUUUCAGCUUGCAGCCUCUUGGGUGGUGAAAAGGGUCUACAAUGGAUUGAGUGAUUGCACACAUGUAAAAAGGCUUGCGUUUACAGACGGUGAGGAUCCAGAAACGGAGCUCUUUCAGCUGUGUCACAUACCGCUAUAGUCCUGUGGCAUAGCGUUGCUGUGUCCUCUCAUUUUCAGUCCCUUCGUUCCUCUAAGACUCAUCGACUGAUUCAUCACUGGGUAAGCGGUUCAUUUUUGUUCUCCAGAGCUUCUCCAGGUGAUCGGAGAGCUCCACCCUUAACCGGACCUGGUUCAUCUGAUACUUUGGAGGGAAGUUCUCAGUUUUUAAGUCCAUGAUUUUUUUUUCUUCAGUUGAAUUAGUUCUGUCAUUCACCUUGUAUUACUGUCUUGAUCUUCACCACAAAAACCUAACUCUCCUCAUACCUGGAGCUCAGCAGUUGACUGAAGUGCUCUUUUUAGUUUUAAGUGGUCCCCUCCCUUUGGCGUAAUUUGGCAGACAGGGAACAAACUGGCUUCAUCCUGCGCUGUUACCCCUAGGCCACUCUGAGUCCUGUCCAAACAAGAACUCAUCGGAAACAGGCGUUACCAUGCACAGCCCUCUAUGCAAACUCUGGUUUCUUUUCUUUAUAUGUGUAAUUGGCUAAUCAAAUUGCCCCAAUCAUCUUGUACUAUAAAUCUGCAUAGUGACUGAUGAAGCAUGUGAGUCAUAGCACGCGUGAAAGGACUCCUGUUCCCAAUUAACGCACUUUACACAGACAUUGAUGGAAUUUUAUACUGACACAAAGAGGAAUGUACAUCAUGCAGAGGAUUAAAAUGUUUCCUCCACAGUGUCCCCUUUACCCAGUCCGUAAUAUUCGUUUUGAGUGAUACUGAGUGUGUUCCUCCUUUAAGAAGGCCACUGUCGUCCAAAAAUGUAAGUCAGUCACUGGGUUAUGCAGUUAUUGUAUUUUCCUGCAGUGUAUGAGAAUCCUGUACUGUAGACUUCUAUACUUUGAUGGUAUUUAGUCUCAUAAUGUUAUACAUGGAAUGUGUAUUUGAUCAGCUCAGUGUUCAUCAGUGGACAUGCUUGUUUUAUUUCAGUGACUUGAAUAAAAUACUCACUGUAGUGUCAUUGAACUUGUUCCUUC